AUGGCGUCACACCAGCAAGGCCAUGACGAAGGGCCGGCCGCCCGUCUCGGCGACACCAGAGCGCAUUCCCUAGACCGGCCCCGUAGCAGCGGCGGCCGGCCCUCCCUCAGCGCGCACACUCACCCGGAGGCCGGGUCCAGGAACUCGGACGUCUCCGGCACCUCGGACUUUGUCCGCGCCACGGCCGAGCACCUGGCCGAGGUCGACGCGCGGCUCAAGCCCCCCCGGCACGGCAGCGCGGACCCGACCCCGGGCUUCGCGCACAUCGACGGCGACGUCGCGGGCUCCGGGACCGGGUACAACGAGACGAAGGUCGAUGUCGUCUGCGUGACCUGCCCCGGGGCGGACCCGGUCGAGACCUGGACGCGGGACCCCCUGCCGGACGGGUACUUUGACCGCGAGGAGGAGGAGGAGGACGGCGACGGCGGCGACGGCGACGACGGCCCUGCUGCUGCCGUGAAGAUGCCGAUGCACAACGGCGGCGCCAUCAAAGAGCUCGCUGGCGAGGCGAUACUGUCGCCGGCCAUCAACCGGCACCUGCCGAGGGCGGGCCAGCUCUGGGUGCGGCAGGGCAUACGCAAGUAUGUCAGUACCGCGCGGGUGAUGCUGUAUCGGCAUCGGGAGCUGCGUGACGGGAUGGACAUUGCGUCGCUGGCGGGUGACUUGCUGGACCAGGUGCUCAAGAGUCGGGAAGGAUUGAAUGUCUCUCGGCCUCUGUUGUUCAUUGCCCAUAGUGUGGGUGGGCUCGUGGUCAAGCAGGCGCUUCUAAAAUCGUCAAAGGACGAUGCAUACCGGAGCAUCCUGUACAACUGCCACGGAGUCACCUUCUUCGCCACCCCCCACCGCGGCUCCAGCUACCUCUCCAUGAAGAUCCUGAGCCAGAGCAUCCAGGAGAUAAUGCGCUUGCAGCACCCCCUGCCGCACUCACUCGCCCACGAGCUCAAGCUCGGCAAUCUGCAGCUCCAGAAGCUGCACGACGAGUUCUGCGACAUCGCCAGCGAGCUGCAGAUCUGGACCUUCUACGAGACCAUCGACUCGCAGCUGUCGGGGUCCGGGUCGGGCGCCUACGCCGCCGCCACCGCCGCCGCCGCCAGCGAGGUGCAGUUCAGCGCGCCGCUGUGCUCGAUAAAGUCGGGCCUCGUCGGCGUGCGCCAGGAGCAGGUCUACUCGCUCGACAGCGACCACGCGCACUGCGCCUCGUUCGGCCCGGGCAACCCGCGCACCAUGCGCUCGUACCUGCGCCGCCUGGCGGCCGCCGUGCGCAGGGCCGAGGAGCUGAGCGCCAUGUACGUGCACACGCCGCUGCGGCUGCCCGAGCACGUCAAGGUCGAGCUCAUCGGCUUCUACGACGACCCGGACGCCGACGACGCCGAGACGGCCGUGCGGCUGUACUUUGCGAAAUACCACCUGGCCGACUUCAUGCAGAAGGGGCCCGAGAGGUGUCUGGAGGAGCGGCUGGCCAAGGUCAAGCGGCGUGGGGCUCUUGCGUCCCUGUCUGCUGGCCGCACGAGAGCCGCGACGGAGGGUGCGGAAAUCAGUGGGGGGAGUAGAGGUAACAGAGGGCUGGGGAUAUGGACGAAUGUGCAGAGGAUGUUCCAACCCAGCACCGCAGAGGACUCGGCACCACCGGAGGGGUCCGAGGCGCAGCCCUCGCCCGACAUUGUGGUUACCAGGCCGUCCCCAGCUACGGCUUCGAGGUCCCUUCCGGCCGAGGCCAUGCGCCGUGUUCAGUCGCUGACUGUACCACCGCUCUCCACACCCGGAUUCGACAGGCCAGCCAGCCGGUCCAGCCAGGGUACGGCGAGUACCAUGUCUGAGCCCAUCUUGGAAGAAACAUCGCCCAAGUCUGACCGCAAAGCAGCCGAGGCUGAGAUGGAGUCGACCGGAGCAUCUGGACCUGCCACCGAACCCAAGGAACCUGAGAGGAGCCAACAACAGGUCCGGGCCGAGAGGUUGAGUAAGGGUUCCGCGCUCAGGGACCUGACGGCCGGCUUUUCCAGGCCGGAUCCGACACAGCGGAAGUUCAUGUGGAUACAUUUGCCAUUCACGAAUCCGCUCUGGGUCAAGGAUAUCUUCAACAAGAUCGGGGAGAGCCAGGGGCACGACUUCUCCAAGCUCUUUAACACCGAGCACUGGGUAUCCAAACACGUUCAAGGACGGCACUCGAGCGAUCCUCUCCCCUCACCCAAACCAUCAGCCGACGGUAUCAGCACCACCGUCAGCAAACCACGCUCCCCACGCCUGCUCUAUGUGUACCUGCCCUACCUCAACUUCGACACCUACCUCAACGUCCUGCGCCGGCGCUACAUCGUGCAGAAGCGCAUGAGCCAUGGUCGCGCGCGGCCCGUGCCCAAGGAGAUCGCCGAGCUCGAGUCCCUCGAGGCCCGCGUCAUCUGGCAGUACCAGGGGUUCGACCCGCCGCUCAACGUGCGCCGGACGCUCGACCAGUUCGGCUACCCGUCGCUGCAGGACACGUACGCCCGCGACGACGACCAGAUGCUGUACAAGCUGACCAAGGAGUCCGGGCCCGUGCCUCCCGUGCAGCGUCUGCAGCAGCAGCAGGCCAGCACUGGGUCGGGCCCGCCGCCGGACAAGCUUGGGUCGGUGAAGCGGCUGAGCUCGAUCCCGCUGACGCCCGGGUCGAGUGAGCUGGGUGGGGAGAAGGCGGGCAAGAAGGCUCGGUUUGACGACUAUGUUGAGAGCGAUAUUGACGCCGAGGCGGACGGCUACAAAGAGGGGAAUGUAUUGAUGGUUGAUCAGUUGUGGCUUUGGGCUAUCGACACAAAAACUCUGGCCACCUUCUUCCCCAGGCGAGAGUCGCGCCCCAAGGAAGGGCCCCUUUUCCAGCAGGCGGACCUGCGCAACAGCGUCUACAACGAGCUCAACGGCGACCUCACGGGCCACACCGACAACGCCCUGGACCUGGCCGCCUUUAUCGUCCUGCACGCCGUCACGGUGCUGCUCGACCGGACCUCCCACCCGGACCUCGAGAUCUUCCGCAUCUUUGAGGAGGCCAUCGGCAUGCUGCCCAGCAAAAGCUCCCCCUAUCGAAAGCUAACGAUUAUUCCUCCUGCCAAAAAGACCGAGAGAAUGACCUCGUCCCUCAAGUCCUUCCGCAUGCAGACCUGGAAGCAGAUCAACAUCGACGACUCGGACGACCCGGACGACCCGGAGGGCUCCGCGUCGGCGGCCUCGAUCAAGCGCCGCCACAAGCGCGAGCUCGAGCAGGCCGAGCGCGCGAACCGCGAGCACACGUCGGCCCUGCUCGAGCUGCGCGACCUCGAGGACGAGCUGACGACGCUGCACAAGCUCUUCGAGACGCAGACGGCCGUCGUCGAGGCCAUGCGCGGCUACAACAGCGGCGGCGCCCCGCCCGGAGAAGAAGGCGGCGGCGGCGGCGAGGGGCUCACGGCGCACGGCCGGGCGUACCUCGCCGAGGCGCUGGCGAGCCUCGACGAGUACAGGGCGCAGACGGUCGAGAUGCUGCGGCGGGUCGACACGACGCGCAAGGACUACGAGAAGCUCCUCGAGAUGGCCCAGCGCCAGGCCCAGGUCGACGACGUCCGCUGGUCCCGCAUCCAGACGGAGCUGGCCUCGGCCCAGAACCGCUCCGUCAUGGUCUUCACCACCUUCACCAUCAUCUUCCUCCCUUUGUCCUUCUUCACCUCCGUCUUCGGCAUGAACACGCUCGAGUGGGGCGGCGACGGCAACCUGCCCCUGUCGACCAUCGGCUCCAUCUCGCUGCCCCUCUCGGCCGUGCUCAUCGUCGGCAGCCUCGUCGCGGCCUUCAGCUUCCGCGUGCAGAGCGUCUUCACGCGCGUGUACCGGUACGGCAAGAGGGCCGUCGAGGGCGGCAAGGGGUACGCGCGGAGGCUCGAGCCGCAGGGGGCCAGGGACGCCAAGGCCAGGCGCAGGGUCGACCGCGAGCGGGCCGAGUACCUGGCUGCGCGGAGCAAGGACCGGAACUACGACUUUUGGGCCACGGUGCGGAGGCAGCGGACGUCCGAGUAUCGGAUCCCCGAUGUCAAUCGCAAGUUGGAGACGGGUAGAAGCACGUUGACACCGUCGACGUGGAGGUCCAAGUGGACGUAG
Thyridium curvatum is the source of this 4092-nucleotide messenger RNA. RefSeq lists its product as uncharacterized. Gene Ontology annotation, biological process: metal ion transport; transmembrane transport. Bases 1 to 4092 code for a protein of 1363 amino acids. Gene Ontology annotation, molecular function: metal ion transmembrane transporter activity. NCBI's taxonomy places the organism in Eukaryota, Fungi, Ascomycota, Sordariomycetes, Thyridiales, Thyridiaceae. The record is from RefSeq and is a predicted model, not a curated record. Gene Ontology annotation, cellular component: membrane. The transcript has 8 exons.